UGUAGCGGUCGACGCGGGUAGUUGGGGAAGGUCGGGGGCGGAAAGGAGGGUCCCGCGGGGUUGUAGUUGAGUCCGGGGUUGAGCUGUCCCUGGGGGAUAGGUUGUCGUGGGACCACUUGCACGGGGAUGCCAUACGGGGGAUGUACAGGCAUGGGCAUCCCGUUCGCUUGGCGGGGUGCGUUGCGAAUGGCUUGGGCACGGGCACGGGCACGAACCAGUAGGAGGAACUGCUGUCGGGUAAGGGGGAUCGAGGUCGGCUGCAGCUGCUGGUUGGGCGGAGGCACCGGGGGAUAUUGGUUCAUCCCCUGUGUAUUCUCAGGGCCCGGGCGGCUGGCUAAUCUACGCCCAGACUGGUUACCUGCCGCGGGAACUCCAGGAUUGGCAGGUCCCACCGCGUUUCUUCUUCCAGCGGGAGCAAGGAGUCGUUGUCUAGGCGCCCCCGAGGCUCGAGCUUGGACCCUAGGAGCACCAGCGCCAGCUUUGGCCUUUCCCUUUUUCUUCGCCGGCUGCUCUUUCUUGGUUCCGGUCUUGUCGAGAGCUCGCUUGUUGCCGCGACCGCCGGGUUUCUUGCCGUUGUCAUCACCACCGGGACCACCGGGACCACGGCGUGCUGUGGUAUUAGGCAUGUUGUAGUCUGUUUAUAUAGUAGUUAGCAAACAAAAUCGUGGUGGAUAUAAAGAAGUAUCGUGAUAGAACGGCGUGAGGAUUUGUUUUACUUACGAUGGCUGAGGGACAGACGCGUCGACAAGAUUGGUGUUUUAUUGGUCUAUCGUGCGUUGGAAGUAUGAGUGUGAUAUUGUGAAAUAAUCGCGUAGUUCAACUUGAAGUUGGGAGCUUGGUACGAAAAUCACAAAAACGGCGAACUCGGCGAGUUGGGCGUGAAAAAAAAAAACUGUAAUAAGUUAGUAUGGCGUGAGGACAUUAGUGAUGUAGAUGGGUUCGCGGUAUGUGGGACGUCGUUGAUAGCUUGUGCGUGUGGUGGGCUCUCGUAUGGUAGGUGACGGGAAAGGAACGAGGAUUAACAUACCUGAAUAAUUUUUUCUCGACCACAAAGAGGAAGGAGGCGACGAGUAGGGUCAAGAGGGACUGUUUCUUAUACCUCUACGAAUUUCAGAUGUCGAAAUUGUCAGUCA
Annulohypoxylon maeteangense is the source of this 1133-nucleotide messenger RNA. RefSeq lists its product as uncharacterized. The transcript has a single exon. Bases 127 to 633 code for a protein of 168 amino acids. NCBI's taxonomy places the organism in Eukaryota, Fungi, Ascomycota, Sordariomycetes, Xylariales, Hypoxylaceae. The record is from RefSeq and is a predicted model, not a curated record.